GCGAAAGUAGUCCAGUCAAGCAUCAGCGAUAUACAAAGGGGAAGAAACCAGGUCCCCUCGGGGAUGACAUCAACCGUCAAUCAGCAUUCCUCCAAAUCCCCAAUCAGGGCCCCCGCUUAGCAUCCAGCGUCCCAUCUGAGCUUCCCCAAAUACAAUUCUUGACACAUCGGCGUGAACCCCGUCCUCGGUGCUUCUCGGGCCCAUAGAGCAAUCACCGUCAGGCGCCACAGCUCCCAGCACGAGAAACAAAUCACUCCGCGAAAUCGACCGAGCUCCUUUAAAGCCUUCUCCAAAUCCCCUCCCCGCACAUCUGACCGAUCUGCUCCGCGGCUUCUUCUCGCCUUAUACUAUUAGUCUCGUCCCUCCUUUUCCCCGCAGCCCUCGAAUUCAUUCAUAAUGGACCGCAUCGUCCGUCCUGUCGCUCGCCAAUUGCUGCGACCCCGUCCGCGAUAUCCUUUCGCCAUUCCAUCCGCCCCCGCCGCGAAGAGACUAUACACCAUGGGACACAGCCGCCCUGAGUUAAAAGAUAAAUCACUCUUCAUUGAGAAAUGUUAUAUCAAUGGCGAGUGGGUUGGUGCCCAGUCGGGCCAGACCUUUGAGGUUCACGACCCGGCCACCGGUGAGCUCAUUGGAACUUGCCCCGAGCUCGAUACCGCCGAUGUUGAGAAGGCCAUCCAGGCUGCUUCCGAGGCGUUCCCUUCAUUCCGCACAACCCUGGGCCGCGAGCGUGCGCGCAUGCUGCGCCGCUGGUAUCAACUCAUGGUGGAUAACGCAGAGGACCUGGCCAAGUUGAUCACCUGGGAGAACGGCAAGCCGUUGGCUGACGCCAAGGGUGAGGUCAACUAUGCCGCCAGCUUCUUUGAGUGGUUCAGUGAGGAGGCGCCUCGUACCUACGGUGAUACUAUCCCAGCCACGGUGCCGGGCAACCGAGUGAUGACCCUGAAGCAGCCCGUUGGUGUCUGCGGUCUGAUUACCCCGUGGAACUUCCCUGCUGCGAUGAUCACCCGCAAAAUUGGCCCGGCCCUGGCGGCUGGCUGCACUGUUGUCGCCAAGUCUCCUGCCGAGACCCCCUUCACUGCUAACGCUCUGGCUGAGCUUGCCCACCGUGCGGGUAUCCCCAAGGGUGUUGUUAACAUUGUCACUGCCUCCAAGAACACUCCCGCGGUCGGUGAGCUCAUUACCACCCACCCGGAGGUGCGCAAGGUCUCCUUCACUGGCUCGACCAACGUUGGCCGUCUGCUCAUGAAGCAGGCUUCUUCUACCAUUAAGAAGGUGUCCUGGGAACUGGGCGGUAACGCUCCUUUCAUCGUCUUCGAUGACGUCGAGGAUCUCGAUGCUGCCGUCACCGGCGCUAUCGCCUCCAAGUUCCGUAGCUCCGGUCAGACUUGCGUCUGCGCAAACCGGAUUUACGUGCAGAAGGGCAUCUACGACGAAUUUGCUAAGCGCUUCGUCGCCAAGGUUAAGGACUUCAAGCUCGGAGCUGGCUUCGGGGAGGGCAUCACCCACGGUCCCGUCAUUCACGAACGGGCCGCCAACAAGGCUCACGAACACGUUCAGGACGCAACCUCUAAGGGCGCCAAGGUUGCCAUUGGUGGCCAGAAGGCGUCCGCUCUGGGCCCCAACUUCUACGAGCCUACCGUUUUGACUGGUAUGAGCAAGGAUAUGCUCCUCGCCUCGGAGGAGACCUUCGGUCCCGUGGCCGGUCUCUUCCCAUUCGAGACUGAGAAGGAGGUUGUUGAGCUUGCCAACAAGGCCGAGGUUGGUCUGGCCGGUUACUUCUUCAGUGGUAACCUGCGUCGCAUCUUCCGUAUUGCUGAAGCCUUGGAGGUUGGCAUGGUUGGUGUCAAUACUGGCCUGAUCAGUGAUGUUGCCUCGCCGUUCGGCGGUGUCAAGCAGAGUGGCUUCGGUCGCGAAGGCAGCAAGUACGGUAUUGAUGAGUUUAUGACCAUUAAGAGCGUCACGUUUGGCGGUAUGGGGGAGCCUCUGCAGGCAUAAGCUUCCCUCGCGUGUCCGAUGUGUAGUUAUGAUGACGGAUUGGACUUGGGAAAGUUUGGAAGAUAUCCAGUGAACACGGACUGAUACACAAACAUUUAACAAAAAUUUCUUUUCUCUUCAAAUAUUACUGCAACCUAAAUAUUCUUCAAUCACCAUGUCAAAUAGUCAAUUUUCGACUUCUU
This is a messenger RNA of Penicillium brasilianum, 2177 nucleotides long. The record is from the annotation of a GenBank genome assembly. NCBI's taxonomy places the organism in Eukaryota, Fungi, Ascomycota, Eurotiomycetes, Eurotiales, Aspergillaceae.